This is a messenger RNA of Symbiodinium necroappetens, 255 nucleotides long. Lineage: Eukaryota; Dinophyceae; Suessiales; Symbiodiniaceae. The record is from the annotation of a GenBank genome assembly.
AUGGUCAAGAAGGGUGAUGAGAAGUUGAGGUUCCUCAUGCGGCAUCUGCCAGGCAUGAAAGAGGUACCUGUGCCGAAACCUGGCGGAAAGCCCCAUGCUGCCUACAUUUUCAAGCAUGCGAAGUUCCCACGGGGCCACACCUUCCUGGUGCAAGGCAAGAUCGCUGAACCACAUUUCUGGGCCGUGUACCGCGGUGCAGUUGAGUUCAAGAGGGCGGAGGUUCUGCUGCUGGAGAAGCUUGCAAGUCAGCCUUAG